CUCUCUCGCAGCUGCUGAGAAGAAGGGGAAGAAGAAGAAAUAAUGGAGACUAAGAUCGGGGAAGCGGACGCAGUAAGGUCAGAGAGCAGCGAACUGGGAUCGCUUCGUUCCCAGUUCGCCGGCGUCUCCAUGAAGGAGGGCGUCUCCUUGGCCUCGAAGGACUCCACCCUCGGCCGCCACCUCGCCCGUCGCCUCGUCCAGGUCGGCGUCUCCGAUGUCUUCGCGGUUCCCGGCGACUUCAACCUCACCCUGCUCGACCACCUCGUCGCCGAGCCGGGGCUCAACCUCAUCGGCUGCUGCAACGAGCUGAACGCCGGGUACGCAGCGGACGGUUACGCGAGGUCCAGGGGCGUGGGUGCCUGCGCCGUCACCUUCACGGUGGGCGGCCUCAGCGUGCUCAACGCCAUUGCCGGGGCGUACAGCGAGAACCUGCCGGUGAUCUGCAUCGUCGGCGGGCCGAACUCCAACGACUACGGCACCAACCGUAUUCUUCACCACACCAUCGGGCUGCCGGAUUUCAGCCAGGAGCUCCGCUGCUUCCAGACGGUCACCUGCUAUCAGGCGGUGGUGAAUAAUCUGGAUGAUGCUCAUGAAUUGAUCGAUACUGCAAUCGCCACCUCCCUGAAAGAAAGCAAGCCAGUUUAUAUCAGCAUCAGCUGCAACCUGCCCUCCAUUCCUCAUCCUACCUUUAGUCGAGAGCCCGUUCCCUACUUCCUAGCUCCAAAAGUGACAAAUCAGAAAGGCCUCGAAUUUGCAGUGGAAGCAACAGCAGAGUUCCUAAACAAAGCGGUGAAGCCGGUGAUGGUUGCAGGGCCCAGAAUGAGAGUUGCCAAGGCAACAAAGGCUUUUGUGGAGUUGGCAGAUGCUUGUGGCUUCCCGGUGGCAGUGAUGCCGUCGGCUAAAGGACUGUUCCCCGAGCACCACCCUCACUUCAUUGGCACUUACUGGGGCGCCAUUAGCAGUGCAUUCUGUUCUGAGAUUGUCGAAUCCGCCGAUGCAUACAUCUUUGCAGGUCCCAUCUUCAAUGAUUACAGCUCCGUCGGCUACUCUCUGUUGCUGAAGAAGGAGAAGGCCAUCGUCGUGCAACCAGAAAGAGUGGUGGUGACCAAUGGUCCUGCAUUCGGGUGCGUUCUGAUGAAAGAUUUCUUCGAGGCCCUGGCUAAGAAAUUGAACUGCAACACAACUGCUUUCGAGAAUUAUCGCCGGAUUCACGUGCCGGAAGGAUUGCCACCAGAGAGUGCACCAAAUGAACCAUUGAGAGUGAAUGUUCUUUUCAAACACAUACAGGAACUGUUGUCUAGCGAAACUGCAGUCAUUACUGAAACAGGGGAUUGUUGGUUUAACUGCCAAAAACUCAAAUUGCCUCCUGGAUGCGGGUACGAAAUGCAGAUGCAGUAUGGUUCCAUUGGUUGGUCCGUGGGUGCCACACUUGGAUACGCGCAGGCCGACAAACACAGGCGAGUGAUUGCAUGCAUAGGUGAUGGAAGUUUUCAGGUGACAGGACAAGAUGUUUCAACCAUGCUGCGACAUGGGCAAAGGAGCAUCAUCUUCCUCAUCAAUAAUGGGGGCUACACAAUCGAGGUAGAGAUCCACGAUGGACCCUAUAACCUCAUCAAGAAUUGGGAUUACGCUGGAUUUGUUGAUGCUAUUCAUAAUGGUGAAGGAAAUUGCUGGACCGUGAAGGUUCACACCGAGGAGGAACUGCGGGAGGCGCUGGAAAAAGUGAAAGAGGAGAAGAAAGACCACUUGUGUUUCGUAGAGGUGAUCGUACACAAGGACGACACGAGCAAGGAGCUUCUGGAGUGGGGCUCUCGUGUGGCUGCUGCCAACGGCCGACCGCCCAACCCCCAGUAGGGGAUCGCGCUGCUAGCUUUGCUUCCCUGUUUCACCCCAGCCGAUCUUCUCUCCUUCAACCGAACUCUUACGCUUCUUUGCUUGAUCUUCUCGACUGGGUGUCUCCCAUCUCAGGAGUUAUGCUCGUAGUAGAAAUGCAUAGCUUUCUUACUUUUUUAGUAGGUAGUGGCUAGUUUUCUGCGUGAAUAAAGAAUAGAGACUGAAACUAAGUCAUCUACUAUCCUGUCAUCUUGUCAUUGGGGUUCUGACACUGUGUUCAGAUGAGCUACUGUUUGUGUAUAUUGUGCGUGAAUAAAAGUUGGAUCUGAGCGUCAGUUAUUAAGAAUCUGCUUAUCUUGUGAACA
Molecule: messenger RNA, 2198 nt
Organism: Nymphaea colorata (pocket water lily)
Lineage: Eukaryota; Viridiplantae; Streptophyta; Magnoliopsida; Nymphaeales; Nymphaeaceae
Product: pyruvate decarboxylase 1-like
Exons: 7
Coding region: 43-1854 (603 amino acids)
Molecular function (GO): thiamine pyrophosphate binding; magnesium ion binding; carboxy-lyase activity
Source: RefSeq, a predicted model, not a curated record